AUGGACGCAAACCGUAAUAGCUCGACUUCAACCUCAACAAACUAUUCGAAACACCAAACCGUUGUCAACGUCACUACCACAACCACUACUGUCACCCCUUCGUCAAAGUCCCAACGACGUAGCGGCGGAGGAGGAGGAGCGCUCUUACCCAAAGUAGACCAAACUAGAAGACUUGUCACGCAAAUUUUGAGUAAAUUAAAGAAACGCAAAAAACCACCAAGUGUAUUCACAAUUCUGCCCGAAUAUUAUAAGAAUGCGGAAAGAAGCAAGAACGUUAAUGGUAAUUUGGUGUCGUUGUUGGGUUCGAGUGUAGGAAGUGGUGGUAUGGUAGGAGAUGGAGGAGGAAUAGCUAUGGACGAACAUGGUGUGUAUUCUACUGAUGAAACUUGUGAUUUGUUGAUUCAAUUACGUGAUGUGUUGACCGUUUGCAAAUUUAGCGGUAUCACUUUCGGAGACAGACCGCUUCGACCUCCAAAUGCACUACAGAUGAUAGUUUUGGAUGUGGCAUUUCUAUUAAUUGAUCAGAAUCCGUAUUCUCCUCGUUGGCUUUACGAGUUGGGUAUGACAAUGUUAUCGGCAUUUGUUUGUUUCGAGGAUAUAUUAAAAGGGAAGUUACUGGUUUUUUAUGGAAAGUCGUUGUUGCCGCGGUUGAUGGCUUGCAAUGGAAUGGAGUUAAAUAAUGCUAUCAAUGGUAAUCUUGGAGUGAAUCGAGAAAAUCGUGGACGAACUGCUGAACAUAAGGGAAAGAAUUUGAUAAGUGAACACGAAAAUUCAGGGCAUAUAAAUAUCAUGAUUCAGAAUUCUAGUGAAGACGGCUACAAUCCGCCUCCCGUCUCAAUAGAGAUUCAUUCACCAAUAGACGCAGACCCACAAAAUCAAAGCAAUCGAUUUCAACAACACUCACAGUCACAACAACAAACGACGCGCUAUAUGUCAAUAAAAUAUAAAGGAGAUAUGGAAAUGGAAGAAUAUUACGCCGAUUCAAUGUUCACCCCACUUUUAUAUUCUAUCGUUCAGUAUAUUAAUGUGAAUAAAUCUUCACUGGAAACAAUAUUUCAUAUGCAUCAUACAUUAGCAAUAAUGAUUGAAAGCAAACCACAGCUUUAUCAUGAUAUUAUCGAAGUUAUUGCUUUUGGAGGUGAAUCGAGUCGUGCUCAAGCUGUUAAUAUACUUUUCUUUUUUUGGGGUAAUUGUACUGGACAUCCUGUUAUCGGGCAUCCGCUCCAGAAUAACGAACACUCUCAUCAAUUCUCACCGCAUAUUUUUACCGAACGUGCUAAUAAAUUCACAUCCGCUUCUACAAAAGAUAAACACGCUACGCUCAUGAUGAGCAAACGCUCUUCUUUGAUUGAGAUGCAUGGUCAAUUGAUGCCAACUGAAAAUCCGAACGGAUGCAUGCAAUGUUUUGAGCCGGUGAUUGGAUUUGGACUGAGAUGUAAUGGAUGCAAGAUUAAUUUACAUUUUGGAUGCUAUAAUUUGGCCGAUGGCGUGUUUUUGGCUAAUUAUUCGUUGGAUUCAGGUGUCCAUAAAUUGUCGACACCUCGAUUUUGUGACAUAUUGCCAAAUCCUAGAAGAGUUAUUUGCGAUGAUGACAAUAGUAAUAACAAUAAUAGUGAUGAUGUCUUAAUAACGAUAGAAAAUCAAAAUGGACACAAAUUUCACUUAAUUAAUUUAUUCACUCUGGUUUUAUGUAUGAGUUGUCACGAACCACUUUGGGGAAUUAUGCAUCAAGGAUACCGGUGCGAAUAUUGUAAUCGAUUUCUACAUAUUCAUUGUCUUGAUUCACAAAAACAUCAUCUUCAAUCCUGUCCACUUAACGGAAAAAUGAGUGAAGCAGACGCUUUGAUUGAUCAUGAUUUACUCCGUAAAACUUUUCUGCAAUAUUAUAAACCAAUAGUAGUAUCACACGAAACAUUGCCAUCUUACUCGGUUGAAGAAUUAUCUGUGAUGAUAAGUAUUUUAGAAAUUCAAGAUAGUAUAGUGAACAAUGGGAUAUUAGCCGGAUGCUUACUAGUCCGUCAACAAUCUUCGAAUCAUCCACUUUCGCAACAAGAAGAGAAACUCGAAAAAUUCGAGUUGCAAGAAUUAUUAACCCUAUACGAAGAAUACUAUUUCACUGGCAGCGAACAUGUAGAUUCGACGACGACUAUUGGUAUUGGAGUAGGUAUUAGCGAGUCAACGAUAUCGCAGGAGUAUUGGGAAGGUGCACUUGGACAAAAUCUUUCGAAUUAUGACAGUAAAGAACAACAACAAAAACAUCAUCAUCCUUGGAUUUUGUGUGAAGAUGAAUAUCUUGGUCAUUUCGCGGCAUUUAUCAAAUCAGGCGCUGGAUUUGAUAGAGAAAUUAGUAAUCAUAAUGAUUAUCUGGGUGUAAACUCAAAUAGUCUUGCUACUACUCCGACAUCUAUCAGUACAGCUGCUGACUCGAUUGAUGAAGUGAUCUCGGUGGAAAGUAUUUCCACCAAUGAAAUAAUUCGAUGGGUGAAAAAUAAUUUAGGGUUUCAGAGUGAAUUCGCUAGUAAAAUAUUAAUACAACAAAUGGCCAAUCUGGGAUUCGUUGAAAGAAUUGAUGGACAUCCAAUUAUUUUCUCUAAUUCAAAAAUUGCAGAAUUUAUAUCGAAUAACAACAUCAUCAAUUCUAGAAGCAAAACAGAUUGCACUUUUCCGUUUCCUUUCGGCAUUGAAUAUUCCCCAAAUGUAGAAACAUUAAUCUCCGCGAUUGUCUCCUGUUUAAAAGACAUAAGUAUCGCAAUAAACGAAUGCGGACUCUUAUUAUUGACACGAAGAUGUUGGCCCGAUCCAUUUUUGUCACGAUACACACUAGAAAGACUUCUAAAUGCGAUUAUUGAAUGGAUCUGUUGUGAGGAUGAUCGAUUAUUAGUGAUUGCCCGAGAAUAUACCCCGUCCGGCAUGAAAUUGCCAGGCGUCCGGGAUGACAUGGAUGAUCGUACUAUUCCGAGUGCAAGUGGUUCUGGUUGUGCAACCUCUGCAAAUAAUAAUGGAGGUCAUAAUAAACGAAAUUCUACUUAUAAUAGUUCUGGAGGUGGUGCUUAUGUGAUUAGUCGAAAAAUGCUAAAAGAGAAAUAUAUUUUGGGUUGGCUGUUUUCUAUACAUCAAAUGGAUCCGGAAUUAUAUUGUGACAUGAUUUAUUGUCAGGUGGUUGCUUUGGAAGAACUUCAUUAUUUUAGAAUGUACGAAGAAGUUUCGGAUGAUAAGACGCAGGAGUGCGCGUUUGAAAAGCAAGAACGUAUUCUACGUUAUUUUAUUAAACUUUGGAGUGCUGAUAUACUCUUUUCACCAUUUAAUAAAAUUAUGGCGCGGUGGUUAGAUAAUAUGUAUCAUUUAGUAGCAAAUUUACCUGCAGGCGAGAUUUUCAUCGAACUCAAAUCUUUACAACGUGUUUUCAUGUCGAAAAAUUCCGGAUCGCGGUUAAGCAUGAAUGACAACUUUUUCGCACUGAAUUUCGAUAAUUCGAUAAUCGAUAUUGAUGAUCCGAUGAAAGCUCUUAUAGAACUGUUGCAAAAAGGGGAUACAACAUCGGUGUCUCGUGGGUUGCAGUGGAUGGAAUUAUUGGUACGUGGAGGUGUUGGAAUUCCAGGAUCGGUGUAUUCUGAAUUUCUCCCAUUACUGGCAAAUGUCUCACCAAAACUCGAACAAUAUUCAGCAUUCAUGCAGAUUGUAUGGUAUCAAGUGAUUGGCGUGUUUGGACAUUUAUUAAAACGUCAGGAUAUCUUGGAGCUGAUUACCAAUAUUAAUUUGGCCGCUAUGGAUAUGAUACAUGAUUUUGACUCGAUUGGAUCGGAUUUCGAUAUUGCAAAUGCUCGUUUUUUUGUGAAAAUAAGUAUGGCAUUGACACUGCAUUCUUUUGCGUGUCCACUUGACUUUAUUUCUUCCCUUGGGAUUGUGAAUGGUGUUCCUUCAAGAACAACGAGCUUAAAUCCAUCUUCAAGUAAAUCAACAAAACGCAGUUCAAUAUUACCCGAUCCGACUCCCGGAUCACAUUUAACCGCAGACUCUCCAAUAAUCAAAUGUUUGUUUAAUUAUGCGAAAUUCGAAAGAUUGGGAAUCGAAGGAGAUUUAACGAAGACUUUCUGGGGUCUAUGUGAUAAGAGCAGUCUUAUUUAUAAUAAAAAUGAGUUUUUAAUUAGUUGUAUUUCGGAGUUGUUGCCUAGUGUUUGGGAAACAGUAUCACCCAUUCAUGAUGCCGAUUCUGACACCACGAUGCGUCUCUUAAUGAGAUUAAUAUGGGCAGAUACGCAUUCUUUUCGUGCAUUUGUUAGUAAAACAUUUGAACAUGAAGAUUGGGAAAUUAGGUUUAAAGGAUUGGAUCACUUGUAUGGCAUUUUCUCAAAACUCGAUGAAAAAUACCAAGUGCAAUGGGCUGGAAUAUUUGCUCACUUGGGACCGAUUUUCAGUUAUUUUGUUGCUAGUCUAUGGGAUAAAGAGGAAUAUGUUCGAACAAAAGCAAUUUCUUAUAUUCGUUCCAUGCAACAAUUUAAUGUUCGGUUGGCGAUUAAAUGCUGGGAAGAGUAUUUCGAGACAGCGAAUACUCGCGAGCAGACGUUGCUUGUUAAAUUGAUGAUUCGGUUUAAUGCUCAGUUUCCUGAUUUGCAAGUGAUUAAUUGGAACUUACUUUUCAAAGCGUUGUCUCAAGAGAUUGAAGAAUCUGUUUCUGCUGCGGAUAUUUUGGAAAGUUAUAUGCGACCAGACAGCAUUUUAGUGAUUGGCUUAAAACAACUUCAUGAUGAAACUACAAAUCCAGGACAAAAAGUAGCUGAAGAAGAAAAUCUAAAGGUUCUUUUAAUAACACUCGCUCUACAAAUGGUCGGAAAUGGAACAGAAAUUACAAAGUCAACAGCCAUAGAACUGAAACGUAUAACGAUGUCGUGUCUCGGCUUCACCAAUUGUCGAGUGGAAACCAACAACGGACACCUGGAAAUCAAUCACGGUGAAUUACAAUACACAGCCGAUGACUUUUCCCAAAAUAUGAUGAUGAUUGCGUGUCUCAGUAAUCUGAAAAAAAUUCUUGAUACUCCGAUAAAUUUUAAACCUGAACCUGAUGUCGCUGAGGAAACAUCGCGGUCGAUAUCUUCGUCGUCAUUUGAUGAACAAAGUGAAGAUCUUGUGGGUGCGUUUUUUGUUGACGUGGUGCUGAAAAUGUUUAAUUCUUCAAUUGAUAUCUCGACAUUGAGUCAUUUAAUGCUCAAAAAUUGGAUUGAAUUAAUGCUGAUUAUUGUUUAUAAGCAUAAAAUUGAAGAUAGACGAAAUAAAGAAUUAGAAGAAAAAAUUGUGAACGCCAUGCGACGAAUAUCCGAACUAUUAAUUAAAGACGUCAGCGACGAGAAUAAACUACUCAUCAUACAACUUUCAGCAUGCCUCUUGAAGAGGUCGCCUACGUUGACGGUAAACAUCCUUGGCAAACAGAUUAUUAUUAUCGGGAAAUUGAUGACAAAUUUGAAAUGCGACACGUCAAUUCAAUUGGUGAAUAAUGCUUGUGACUUUUUGCGUACGGCAUUCUUGAAAUUCGCACUGAAUGGUUUAUUUGUGUUAAUAUUCAAGAAUCAAGAGGUGGCAAAUGACAAUCACACUGAACUUGAUAUGUUUCGUGUCCUAAGAAAAGUAAUCGGUAAUGAAAUAAUCCCAGCCGAAGAUGAAAACCAAAGCCCCACUUUUCUUCGUGAACAACCAAUACGUGAUGUCAUGAACCAAGUGUUCAAAUUCAAUGUACGGAAAAUUGUCUCGACGAUUCUUUGUAAUUUGAAUAAAUAUGUUCAGUUGGUUUAUUCGGAACCGUACGACGAACAGCUGAUAGUUGAUGUAGGAGUUUUCUUUAAUAAAUUGGCUAAACAUACAAGUGAAUGGAAACGCGGUGACUGGGAUAUUAACCCGAUUUUGCAGAUGGCUGCAACGAUUUUCAAGGCGAAUUCAACAUACGCUAAGUUAUUAAUUCCAAGUAUAAAAAGUCUACUCAGACAUGCCAUUCAAAAAUGCACAAUUUCCGUAGAAUCUUGUCUCAAAUUGUUAGCUUCAUACACUAGUAGUAGUAUCAAUAGUAAUCAUGGCAAUCUUUUUGGUGAAAUUGUUAUUGAAGAAUUGAGAUAUAGUUUUCGGGGGAGUAAGUCGCGGUUGAAUCGUGAUACUAUGAUUCUUUUACUUCAGAAUCGACAUCCUUACUUUGUAAAUGUUGCGGAAAAUUUAUUUGAUGAGUGUGUGAGUUUAUUGGAAAAUCCAACCUCCACAAAACAGUAUUCGAAAAAAGAGUUCAAAGUUGGCGUGUGUAUCGGACAGUUGGUGGUUGCCAUGUGUAAUCAGAAGUAUGAUUUAUUAACAAAAAUUUUCUUGUGGCAAAAGCCAACGGAACCAAAACGUACUAUUCGUCUACUGGAUUGGGUUCUACUAUGCAUGUCAAAAUCAGAAGCGACUUCUUCCGGCCUAAUUACAACAAUCUUCGAUUUUCAAGACAACAUUGCCGACUUACUAAUUCACGCGCUUCGCCAGCCAUUCAAUGAAAUACUUGGUGCGGAACUCAAUUAUCUGUAUACUCCAUCCGGUGAAUUAGCCUAUCAAGCAUUUCUCUUGAUAAAAAUCUGGACUGUUUUAUGUGGUCACGCAACAAAACUAUCAUCCGCCGACGAUGGUAGAAAUGGUUCUUCGAAUAAUAAUGGUGGUCCUCGUGCCUAUCGACGCCUGGCUGUUUCUUUAGCAAUGGCUGAACGAAGGUUUUGGAAUUCGAUCUGGCCUUCUAUGAGACAGCAGUUAGUUUCUAGUAUAAUUGAUAAGGAUGUUCAGUCCAAUAUCGUUCCAUACUGGGAAAUGUUUAUGGACUUGAUCACGUUUCUACAUCUUUGCGGCUCGGAUAUUGUAAUGUUACACUCGCAAGAAUGGUGUACAUUAUUGGACAGUCUUGUUACUCGAGAUACUUCCGACAUUCCCGAAUUUCAGCUAAAAAUUAGACAAGCACGAGCGAUAUUUAACGACCCGCCAUUGAAAAUGAGCGAGGACAUGCUAUCCACGCAACUUUUCAUGGAGAUGCGUGAAGCGAUGCGAUUGUAUUUUGAAGUUCAUGCGAAUGCGGCAAUGCGGUUCUUUUGA
Ambispora gerdemannii is the source of this 7092-nucleotide messenger RNA. NCBI's taxonomy places the organism in Eukaryota, Fungi, Glomeromycota, Glomeromycetes, Archaeosporales, Ambisporaceae. The record is from the annotation of a GenBank genome assembly.